This is a messenger RNA of Dendroctonus ponderosae (mountain pine beetle), 1942 nucleotides long. Its product is annotated as DDB1- and CUL4-associated factor 10. Gene Ontology annotation, molecular function: protein binding. The record is from RefSeq and is a predicted model, not a curated record. Bases 107 to 1678 code for a protein of 523 amino acids. The transcript has a single exon. NCBI's taxonomy places the organism in Eukaryota, Metazoa, Arthropoda, Insecta, Coleoptera, Curculionidae. Gene Ontology annotation, cellular component: Cul4-RING E3 ubiquitin ligase complex.
CUGUCCGAACUUAGCUGACAUUGAUAAGUGACAUUUUAAUGACAUACUUAAGUAAACACAAAACAGAGUAUCGAAAAAAAUCAAAGUAUCAACUGCAAGUGAUAAAAUGACCGAAACGAACAGUGCGAAAUCUCCGAAAUGUCGACCGUAUCACCGCGAAACAGUAAAGUUAACGCACACCGUAUCUGUGUACCGACUCCUGACUGAAAGGCUUCUUGGAAUGAAAAAAGCACUUGGAUUCACUGAUAACUUUGCAAGCACAGUUUACACCAACUUCGACAUAGUUCAAGACGAUUCUUGCCACCCCAGUCUAAUUCAUGAAGAAGCCCUAGGAGGGAUUUUUAAUUUGGAGUAUAGUUUGAAUGGAAGGCUGCUGGCAGCAGCAUGUGAAGACAAGAAGAUCCUACUGUUCGACGCUGGUACUCACAGGCACAUACAGACUAUUGAAAAUGCUCAUAGCAAUUGUGUUAACUGCAUUAAGUUUUUGGACGGUAACACAUUUGCCUCGGGCUCAGAUGAUGCACUGAUUAAGUUGUGGGACAUUAGAAAUUUGAACUCGUCCACGAAAACAUUGCAUGGUCACGCUAGUUGGGUGAAGAACAUUGAGUGGUCUGAACAGGAACAUGUUAUGGUGAGUUCAGCUUUUGAUGGAGCAAUUUAUGCAUGGAAUCUGAACAGUCCCACAGAGAACAGUGUGCUUUAUGAUCGAGUAUUUCAAAUGACUGGACUUGUGCGAAUGAAACUAACACCUGACGGUACGAAAAUGCUCAUAUCGACCACAUCAGGGUUUCUCAUCAUUAUACACAACCUUAAUUUGCUGACUCUCUUCAGCGACUUUGCCAGCUUCCAACCUGCCUUGUAUAGAAUGGUUCAAGAAAGCGGACAGCACUUUCCUUCAACAAAUAAGUACAAUUAUUUAUUCAGCCCAUCUCGGACGAGGAACCGAAUAGAAUUUAUAGACGAUUUUCCUAAUGACGCCGAAGUUAUUUCCUCAUUGCAAAUUCAUCCCCAUGGAUGGUCAGCUUUGUCUCGAAAUAUGAACAGAGACGGGACCGGAGAGUGGACUACUGUGCACGACAUUCAAGAAAGAUGUAUAAAAGAAUACGAGGAAGCGUUUGAGUUGGUUCCAGAUGGAGAAUCGACUUCCACUGAAAAUAUCGAAGAAGAUGUUAAUCUGAAUCAACGAAUUACCGACAUCUGGACAGGAAGUGUGCCACUGAUUGAUUACCAACCUGGCAGCUACUUCGACUGGGGCCCUGGACAAGACGAAGUGACCAUGACGAACAGCGGCGUUAUCAGAAUGUCGCCACCUAGUCAAGCGUACUUCAAUGCAAACCCCAACGAGAAGAACAGGCUAAUCAAAAACUUGAGUAGAAUGACGCAUUAUGUCCAAGAGAAAAAUGUCGGCGAAGGAUUUAUCAAAGUACUCUCCUUUUCGUCGGACGGGCGAAUAAUCAGCUCACCAUACGACAGAGGCAUCCGACUGCUGGGUUUCAGUGAUAACUGCCAAGAACUGUCCUCGUGUGUUCCCGAGACGCCCAAACAACUAAAGACAAUAGUGCUAAUGAAGAAUUGCCACAAAGACGUGGUACUCUCAUGUAAAUUUAGUCCAAUACACCACCAAUUAGCCACGGGCUGUUUAGGCGGGCAAAUAAAAUUGUAUCAGCCAGUCUUUUGAAUGAUCAUUUACAUCAGUAACGGUUCGGUCGAUUUGUAUUUACCUGUUAUGUAUAGGCCAUGAAUAAUUUGUUUGAGUAUUGUUGUAUUUUUAUAAAAUAAACUGUUUUAGCAAUGGUAUAGAUGGUGAUUCAAAAUUGGCCCCAAUUCUAUUUGGAUAGUAAAAUGAACAAUUCUGUACAAAAUCAAAGUUGAGUACUUUCAGGAGAUGUUCAGUAGUUAAAACAUAGCAAGUGCUAAGUGGUUAAUAAAAUAGUGCAGUAAA